This is a messenger RNA of Pseudomassariella vexata, 1380 nucleotides long. RefSeq names its product eukaryotic translation initiation factor 3 subunit E. Bases 1 to 1380 code for a protein of 459 amino acids. The record is from RefSeq and is a predicted model, not a curated record. Gene Ontology annotation, biological process: translational initiation. The transcript has 2 exons. Lineage: Eukaryota; Fungi; Ascomycota; Sordariomycetes; Amphisphaeriales; Pseudomassariaceae. Gene Ontology annotation, molecular function: translation initiation factor activity. Gene Ontology annotation, cellular component: nucleus; eukaryotic translation initiation factor 3 complex; cytoplasm.
AUGUCGCAAAUUUCCACGGAUCCGCUCCAAGAAGUCUCGGUGACAUCAACAUUAGCAACAAGCUUCACGAUACACACGAGACACGACAAGAUGGCAGAAUACGACCUGCUGCCCCAGCUCGUGGGCCACCUCGACCGACACCUGAUUUUCCCUCUGUUGGAUUUUGCCGCCAACCAAAUCGCCGAAGAUGACGACACGAAGGCCCUCGAGGUCACCAAGGCCAAAUUUGAGCUCUUGAAGACGACCAACAUGAUCGAUUUUAUCGGCAACUUGAAGGCAGAUCUGGAGGGACUGGAUGAGGCGCCCGCAGAAUUUAAUGACUUGCGACAGAAGGUUCUUUCACGACUGGAGCAGUUCGAGCAAGAUACCAGCAAGAUUACCGAUUUGUUGGGUCGCGAAGAUGUCGUCACCAACCUGCGCAGCGACAAGGUUGCCAACUUGGAAUUCCUGAAGAAAGAUCACGAUGUUACCAUAGACAACGUGAACGCGCUCUAUGACUACGGCAACUUCCAGUACAGCUGCGGCAACUACGGUGCUGCCGCUGAGUUGCUAUACCAAUUCCGUGUUCUCUCCACAGACAACGACAAGGUGGCUGCGGCAACGUGGGGAAAGCUUGCAUCCGAGAUUCUGACAACCAACUGGGAAGGCGCGGUCGAGGAGAUUCUGAAGGUCAAGGAGAGCAUCGACACGAAGCUGUUCAAUAACCCCUUGGCUCAGCUCAACAGCCGCACUUGGCUCAUCCACUGGGCCAUGUUCCCUCUCUUCAACGAUGAUUCUACCCGUGAUCAGAUUCUCGACCUUUUCUUCAGCCCGCCCUUCAUCAACACUAUUCAGACCAGCUGCCCCUGGAUUCUGAGAUAUCUCACAGCAGCCGUCAUCACUGGUCGGGGCCGCGCGAGGAACUCAGGCCAAUAUCAGAAGCAGCUCAAGGAUAUCGUGCGCAUCGUGAAGCAGGAGGCGUAUGAGUACACCGACCCCGUGACGGACUUUGUCCGGGCUCUGUACAUCGAUUUCGAUUUCGAGGAUGCUCAACGCCAGCUGACGCUCGCCGAACAGCUUCUCCGUUCCGACUUCUUCCUCUUCUCCACCGCAGAUCUCUUUGUUGAUUCAGCACGGCAUCUGAUCUCGGAGAGCUACUGCAAGAUCCACGCGCGCAUUGACAUCAAGGAUCUUAGCACGCGCUUGGGACUGGGUCAGGAUGAAGGAGAGAAGUGGAUUGUCAACUUGAUCCGCGACACUAGAGUGGAUGCCAAGAUUGACUACAAGGAAGGCACCGUGGUGAUGAACCACCCGCCCAGCAGCGUCUACCAACAAGUUAUCGAGAGAACCAAAGGAGCGUUCUUCAGGACGCAAGUUCUGAGUGCGGCUGUGGCCCGAUAG